Molecule: messenger RNA, 1074 nt
Organism: Propithecus coquereli (Coquerel's sifaka)
Lineage: Eukaryota; Metazoa; Chordata; Mammalia; Primates; Indriidae
Gene: NTHL1
Product: nth endonuclease III-like 1 (E. coli)
Exons: 6
Coding region: 55-969 (304 amino acids)
Biological process (GO): nucleotide-excision repair; base-excision repair, AP site formation; base-excision repair
Cellular component (GO): nucleus
Molecular function (GO): 4 iron, 4 sulfur cluster binding; DNA binding; oxidized pyrimidine nucleobase lesion DNA N-glycosylase activity
Source: RefSeq, a predicted model, not a curated record
UCUCGUGACGGAGCCUCGGGGGCUGCCGGGACGUGUAGUCCGCAGGAGUCCGGCAUGAACGCUAUGAGCACGAGGAUGGUGACCAGAAGCCGGACCCGGGGACCCCGGGCCGGGCCGCGGGCGAGCGGGGAGGACUCUGCGCCGCUCGGGAGGGGAGAGGCGGCUGCAGAAGGAAGGAAACGUCACAGCCCUGUGAAGCGUCAGCGGAAACCACAGAGACUGCACGUGGCCUAUGAGGCCUCAGAUGGUGAGAAAGGUGAGGGGGCCAAGCCCCUCAAGGUGCCCACCUGGGAGCCCCAGGACUGGCAGCAGCAGCUGGUCAACAUUCGCACCAUGAGGAGCAAGAAGGACGCACCUGUAGACCAGCUGGGGGCCGAGCACUGCUAUGACCCCAGCGCCCCCCCAAAGGUGCGGAGGUACCAGGUGCUGCUGUCGCUGAUGCUCUCCAGCCAGACCAAGGACCAGGUGACGGCAGGCGCCAUGCAGCGGCUGCGGGCCCAGGGCCUGACGGUAGACAGCAUCCUGCAGACUGAUGACAGCACGCUGGGCAAGCUCAUCUACCCCGUAGGCUUCUGGAGGAACAAGGUGAAGUACAUCAAGCAGACCACCGCCAUCCUGCAGCAGCGCUAUGGAGGGGACAUCCCAGCCUCCGUGGCAGAGCUGGUGGCACUGCCAGGUGUUGGGCCCAAGAUGGCGCAUUUGGCUAUGGCUGUGGCCUGGGGCACCGUGUCAGGCAUCGCAGUGGACACACACGUGCACAGAAUCGCCAACCGACUUCGGUGGACCAAGAAGGCAACCAAGUCCCCAGAGGAGACCCGAGCCGCCCUGGAGGAGUGGCUGCCCAGGGAGCUGUGGAGUGAGAUCAACGGCCUGUUGGUGGGCUUCGGCCAGCAGACCUGCCUGCCCGUGCACCCUCGCUGCCAGACCUGCCUCAAUCAGUCCCUGUGCCCGGCCGCCCGGGGCCUCUGAGGGCCGUGGGCUCCAGCCUGAGUGCUGCUCUGGCUGCUGUCCGUGAAGUGCCUUUGUUGGGACCCACGGCCUGUUUAGUAAAGCUUUGAGGUCAUUUGCAGUUGG